Pterocles gutturalis (yellow-throated sandgrouse) is the source of this 1129-nucleotide messenger RNA. It is a transcript of the gene PDSS1, whose product is annotated as prenyl (decaprenyl) diphosphate synthase, subunit 1. The transcript is spliced from 7 exons. Gene Ontology annotation, biological process: ubiquinone biosynthetic process; isoprenoid biosynthetic process. NCBI's taxonomy places the organism in Eukaryota, Metazoa, Chordata, Aves, Pterocliformes, Pteroclidae. The annotation marks the transcript as partial. Gene Ontology annotation, molecular function: prenyltransferase activity. Gene Ontology annotation, cellular component: mitochondrion; transferase complex. The record is from RefSeq and is a predicted model, not a curated record.
GGAGGUGCAAGCAAGCCAGCGCUCUGUGGCCAUAAUUGCUGAGAUGAUCCACACAGCUAGCCUAGUUCAUGAUGAUGUUAUUGAUGAUGCAAAUUCUCGCAGAGGAAAAAUGACAGUCAAUCAAAUCUGGGGAGAGAGGAAGGCUGUUCUAGCUGGUGACUUCAUCCUCUCAGCUGCUUCCCUAGCUUUAGCACGAAUUGGAAACACUACUAUCAUCUCUGUUCUAACUCAGGUGAUUGAAGAUCUGGUGCGUGGUGAAUUCCUCCAGUUGGGUUCCAAGGAAAAUGAGAAUGAGAGAUUUGCUCACUACCUCGAGAAGACUUUUAAGAAGACUGCAAGUCUUAUAGCAAACAGUUGUAAAGCAGUUUCAAUUUUAGGCUGCCCUGAUCCCAAAGUUCAUGAGAUUGCAUACCAGUAUGGAAAAAAUGUUGGCAUAGCUUUUCAGCUAAUAGAUGAUGUGCUGGAUUUUACAUCGUGUGCUGACCGUCUGGGGAAACCAACAGCAGCAGAUCUCAAGCUUGGAUUAGCCACAGGCCCUGUCUUGUUUGCUUGUCAACAGUUUCCAGAAAUGAACGCUAUGAUAAUGAGACGAUUCAGUAAGCCAGGAGACAUUGAACGUGCUCGGAAAUAUGUGUUGCAGAGUGAUGGUGUGCAGCAAACGACCUACCUCGCCCAGCGCUACUGCCAUGAAGCUACAAGAGAGAUCCGUAAACUACGGCCAUCCCCAGAAAGAGAAGCCCUCAUUCAGCUGACGGAAAUGGUACUCAUGCGAGACAAGUGAGAGAACUCCUUCCACUCAUUCUGGCAGCUACUUACCAGACUGUGCCUAAAUUUACUUCAAAAGUUACUUGCUUCCAACACAGGCUACCAAAAAUUAUUUUUUUAAAAAACUUUUUUUUUGGAAGUUCUACUUUUUUUUAAAAACAAAAGUUUAAAGUGUUUUAUUGUAGGAACCCAUACAAUUCAGAGCAAAUCAAGUUGUGCUGUACAAUUGUUUUAGUGGGGGCUAUUAAUUGUGGGGGGCAGGGAAGAUGUUUACAUGUUGAUGCACAAAGGCCACAAUGAGAAUAAAUAUAAAUCAGUGUAUGAGAAUUGAAGUUGCUCCAAAUUUCACUUGUUCACACUAAUA